AUGGCUUCCAACGUGUUUGAAACCGCCAAGUCCGCCGAUUGGCACAUUAAAGCCUUGUUCACGGUUGUGAUACUGCUGGUUUCGCUGCUAGCCAAUGAAUGGAUUAAUAAGCUCUGGCUGUCUUGGCGGCUGAGGAAAUAUCCCAUCGCCAACCAUGGGAAGCCUCAGGAGGAAUUCAUGAGGGGUGCAGCAUCCGUUAUGCGCAAAGGACUCGACACAUUCAAGGGCCAACCUUUCCGCGUUGAUGACUUCUCGCAAUCUGGGCCGAAACUGCUGCUAUCACCCAAAUACAUCGACGAAAUCAAAAGCAACCCAGCUUGUGAUUUUGGUUCCUUCGUUCACAAGGACUUUUAUGCCAACUAUCCUGGGUUUGAACCGUUUGGCACGGCGACCAGCGCCUCAAUUUUCCAGGAUGCUGUGCGUAAGGAACUCGCCCAGGUACUUGCCCUCACCAUCGCACCGAUGGCUGCCGAGCUUCCAAACACCCUGAACAAGGUCCUCGGCCACCCGGACUCCUGGUCCGAGAUCGAGUUGCAGUCGAUGCUGCUCCAAUGCAUCUCGCGACUCACUAGCAAUCUAUUUCUCGGACCCAAGUUUAUGGAGGACCCUGACUGGCAGUACCUCAGCACACAGUAUGUGAAAGACGUCAACAUUGCUAGCCAGCGAUUGAACAACCUGCCUCCCUUCGUGCGACCGAUCGCCCACUGGUUCCUGCCUGAAUGCCGGAAGAUCAGGGCUGAGGUCAACAAAGCCCGCGCAAUGAUUGGGCCCGAGGUCGAUCGCCGGAUGGAGGAGCUCCGGAAGCACGGUGGCCCACGUCGCAGGGUACUCGACAGCGUUGACUGGUUUCUCGCCUCGAUGAAGGGCAAAGAGAACAUUAAAUUUGACAUUGCAGUUGCUGAAAUAUCCCUUUCCAUGGCGGCCAUCCACACUACCACGCGGACCACAAUCUGCUUAAUGAGAGACCUGCUGGCCCACCCCGAAUACAUACAGGACCUGCGUGACGAAUGCGUGGCAGUCCUGAAGGAGACAGGCAAGCUUGACAAGACGACGAUAUUUAAGAUGCGGAAGUUAGACAGUGUCUUGAGGGAGAGCAUGAGAACAAAUCCAGCCUCCGUCUCAAAUAUGCCACGCCUUGCUCAACAAGACGUGAAAUUUCAAGAUGGCACUGUGGUUCCCAAAGGCGCCUACACGAUGAUUUAUCCCCUUCCGCUGGGCAACCCCGAGCUUUAUCCAGAGCCAGAAAAGUUCGACGGGUAUCGCUUCCUACGCGCCCGCGAGGAACCGAAUGCUGAGAACAAAUACCAGUCGGUAACAACCGGGACGGACUUUACCUUCUUCGGCCACGGAACGCAUGCCUGCCCGGGUCGUUUUCUCGCGACCAAUGAGAUCAAGCUACUGGUUAUUUAUCUGCUGCUGCACUACGACUGGGAGCUACCCAAGACUCAGGGCUUGUUACCGACCAUGUCGGCUGGGAUAUUCAUGCAACCAGACGGGAGACAAAAGGCUUUGUACAAGAUUCGGGAACCGGAGGUGGACAUUACCAAGUUCUGUGAUAUCACUGUGUAG
Molecule: messenger RNA, 1569 nt
Organism: Diaporthe amygdali
Lineage: Eukaryota; Fungi; Ascomycota; Sordariomycetes; Diaporthales; Diaporthaceae
Exons: 5
Coding region: 1-1569 (522 amino acids)
Molecular function (GO): oxidoreductase activity, acting on paired donors, with incorporation or reduction of molecular oxygen; heme binding; monooxygenase activity
Source: RefSeq, a predicted model, not a curated record